Vespa mandarinia (Asian giant hornet) is the source of this 2649-nucleotide messenger RNA. RefSeq names its product carbonic anhydrase 1 (gene CAH1). The record is from RefSeq and is a predicted model, not a curated record. Gene Ontology annotation, molecular function: zinc ion binding; carbonate dehydratase activity. Gene Ontology annotation, cellular component: cytoplasm. NCBI's taxonomy places the organism in Eukaryota, Metazoa, Arthropoda, Insecta, Hymenoptera, Vespidae.
CCGGCCGGCGUUACAUUCGUGGAAAUUCUCGUGCGAGCGGUGGACACACGGUCGCGAGUCGGUACGAAUCGAAAGGCAUCCCAAAGAGGCAAAGCCAGAGACGGAGAGAGAGAGGGAGAAUAAAAGCUGCUCUGUUGAGAAGGACGAAAGAGCACGAAGAGGAACCGAACGCGCUCGAAGUAUCACGCCGAUUCGAUCACGAAGCAAGGAGAUUCCUCCGUCUCUUUUCUUCGGCUCGAAAUUCUCUUUAUUGUAUUUUUCAUUAUUUACGCGCUCGUUUCCCCUCUCAGAAGGCUCUUCUAAUCUCGUUCGUCCUUAAAUACUUUUUAAAUUAAUAAAUCAGACGCGAUACUUUCUUGGAAAAUUGCGCGAACGGGCAAAAGUGGCGCGUUCGAUCUAGCAAAAGAACAGUACAAAUCGACAAAACGAGCGGGAGCAAGUUAUACUCGGAUCUCAACUACGCGGAUCUUAAUUUUCGAUACAUCCGAUACCGUCCUUAUCCUUCGAGAUGGGCUCCAAGAACGAGUGGGACUAUUCGAGCCGAAACGGACCCAGCACUUGGGUGGAGAAAUUCCCAAUGGCGGCGGGUUCGAGGCAGAGUCCGGUGAAUAUCGAAACCGACCGGGUAGAAUCCGAUCACGAGGCUCUAAGUAGCAAACCUCUUCGUUGGAAAUAUCCUGCUACUGCAUCCCGGAAGUUGGUCAAUCCAGGAUAUUGUUGGAGAAUCGAUACCGAUGGCGAUGGGACUCUUUUGAGCGGUGGACCUCUCAUGGAUGAUAUUUAUAAGCUCGAACAGUAUCAUUGCCAUUGGGGAUGUAGCGACUCGAGAGGUUCCGAGCAUACCGUUGACGGUCAAGCUUUCGCUGGCGAGCUCCACUUGGUUCAUUGGAACACAAGCAAGUACAAGACAUUCGCGGAAGCUGCGAAAGCGUCGGAUGGUCUCGCGGUGUUGGGUGUCUUCCUCAAGGUUGGUAAGACCCACGAGGAGAUGGAUAAGAUCGCACGUUUAUUGCCAUACGUGUCGCACAAGGACGAAGUUGUAGAAAUAGCGGAUCUCAUUGACCCCAGCAAGUUGCUUCCCGUGCGCGGUGGACGAGUCAGCACGCAGAGAUGCGCUAAUCCGUGCAUGCGUUGGGCCGACCGAAUCAUACGUCAUGAGAACAAAUUGGAUUUUCAAGACGAUAACGGUUAUUGGACAUAUUUGGGAUCCCUGACAACUCCACCGUUUAACGAGAGCGUCACAUGGAUUCUCUUCAAGAAAUACAUCGAGGUGUCUCAUCACCAGCUCAACAUCUUUCGUAAUCUGCGUAAAUUCCCACGCGGAGAGGAAUGUCCUUGUCACGAGAAUCACGGGGCUGUGAUCAACAAUUUCCGUCCACCGCUGCCGCUAGGAAAUCGUGUGCUAAGGGAAUGUGGCAGCUUUUAAACUUUUCUCUUUCCUUCUUCCUCCCCCCCCCCCCUCUCUCUCUCUCUCUCUCUCUCUCUCUCUCUCUCUCUCUCUCUCUCUCUCUGUCCUCUGUUGCAAGAAGAUAGAAGAUUCGUCAAGUUCAGUAGCCGAAUUAGUAACGUUCGUAAUGGGUCUUCAAAUCGUGGAGCUUUCCUUCGUAAUCUAUCUGCGUAACAACUACGUGCCUUGUGCUCCUCGAAAUCCACGGUUUUCUUUGAUUUCUGCACGAGGCAAAAGUGUGUCGUUAAAAAUCAAAAACUGCGGAAAUAAGAAAAAUGACAAACAAAAAAUAUUACAUACGAGUGACUUAUCGACGGUCUAUUUAGUAAAAUAGGUCUAUUUUAAAUGGAUUCUUUACAACUGUUAAAUAUUAAUAUCGUGAGACAUUUUUAGAUAUAACGAAAUACAUAGGUAAAAAAAACUCGAAAAUGCUUUAGUUGCACUUUUGAGAAUAUAUGUCGAUAGCACGGUGCUUCUUUAUAAUAAGCUCUGAAGAAGUAAUACUUAUUGUUAGUCAUUGAGAAUAAUCGUGGUAAACUACUCUGUUCCAAGUGCAAUUAAUUAAAAUGAUUGCGUAUGGACGGUCAUUGUUGCAUAUUUGAUAAUAUUUGUGUUUGUGAGAUAUAAAUAUAUAGUUAUAUGUUUGUAUGACACUGUGUAAACUCUGUGUAGGAUCGAUCUUGUUCUAUUUUUCUUUCUGUUACUAAUAAUUUUUAUGACGAUUUAAACUCGUUACGGUAAAACGUAAAAACGUAUUGUCUUAAAUUUAACCGAAUUCAUUCCGUACUUUUUCAUCAUACUAUUGUCAAUGCUUACCGUUCAUUUUAUAACUAGUUUUAUUCUAUUUUUAUAAAAUGUCAUAUAUAGUAUGAAAAAUAUCAACGCGAGAAUAGACAUCGAAAGAAAUCACAUUGGUUCGAUCCUCCUUGUUAAAAAGAAACAAAAAACAAAAAAAAAGAAAAAGAAGUGAAAUGAAUAUACAGAAAGAUAAUCAAAUUCAUAAUGUUUACAUAAAAUGUUAUUCAUCGUUGUUAAAUGUGAAUGAAUAGCGAUAUUUGAUAGAAAAAUAGUUAUAGUAUAUUUAUAAAGCAAAUGUACCAACAUAACUGUGUCGAUGUUUGUGAAAAUCGGGAGAUAGUUUCCUAUGAGAAAACGAAGGAAAACUUAAUGUUGGAAAGAAAGAAAUGAAAAAGAAAAAAGAA